CAGAGGGAGGGGGACCUUAGUCGGAACUGUUUUUAUUAGCGUUACAAUUAUUAUUAUUAUGGUAUUACUGUUUGGUUCUUGUUGUUGUUAUUUAUAUGAUGACCGCCCAUCCAUAGACUCACACCAAACCAGUGCAAUACUUUCUCUUUCCUUCUUUUUUUUUUUACCGCCUGCAUCAUAUUGAACUGACACAAGUGGGAUGGAAAAAACUGACUCUGAGUUGGAUUUGUUCUCAUUUUAGCUACGCUGUCUGACUUCUGUGUUCGUGAGUUUUCUCCAUUUGUGUGUCAGCUUUCAUUUUGAGCGUUCUGAACUGAUGAGCGUCGGGGAACAACUGCUUGUGUUGUCUGUGAGAAUAUGUGAAAAGGAAUCCAAUUGAAUGUUGAACAAGACUUAAUCUGACCAAAAGCACAGGGUGGUACCUUGGGCUCCUUUCUCCAUUUAGUAAACACUCUUGGGAAACUCUGGAAGAAGCUCUCUCUAUACUCGGAGCUCAGAUGGGUGUGCAUUUCCAGUCUAAGUGCUGAGUUGAAUGAAAAUCAGCAGAAAACCGGUGGAAAAUCUGCACAGUACCAGCUCAGAUUUCACCACUCAUGAUGAGCAAAAAGCUCUCUUUCCAUUUGCCACGGCUUUUAUUGAUUGGAACUGUUUCUAUUUUUUAUUGUCGAUGAAAUGUGAAAAUUCAGCUUGAUACAAUGCAGAUUUUUCACCAUCUUUCUGCUGAUGUAAUGCUACCAACACUAAGCGGUGAAAGUGUGUGUUGGUGAAAGAAAUGGGCUGUUACUGCCACCAACCCUUCUCAUCUUUCAAACCCUGUUACAUGUGUAAAUGUGAUUUAAAUCAGUUAUCUUUCCGGCAGCAUGUUCUUUCUUUCUGUUUUUAGACCGUGUUGGAAAUAAGUGUUAUCCUUUUUUUUUUUUUUUUUUCUGUCUGCAACCCAUAAAAACAUGUCAUCACACAAAACAAGGAGACGAUGUUCAGGAGCAGCAGAAUGCGAGGGUUUGUUAAACACCCCUGCCAUCACCGCUGAGAUCAAAUUAAACUGACUUGGUGAAUUCCCAGGUGCCAACUGGAUGCAGGCUGCAUAUUCCCUAUGUUAUUUUGCACAUGAUAGCUCUUACCUCACUGUAAGUAUGGGUAAGCCUCGCCUUGUCAGGUCAAGAAAGCAUGAAAAGCCUAUAGUAGCUGCCAGCUAGCGUAGGAUUAGCUUGAGGACAGCAGUCCUGUUGGAAACUCAGCCAAGCUAAGAACUGGGCUACUUAUAAUCAAGGCCCGGUCAGUCACUAACAGCCCUUAAGCUUUUAAACGUGACUCCUUCAAAAUAAAAGAAUCCUGCAUCGUCUGUGCUCAGUGUUAAUGUUGUAUUUCUCUGUAGAAGCACAUUGGGUUGCACCAGCAUUUUCAUAAUAAAAACACGCUUAUGAUUUGUUUUGAAGUGCUUCUAUGUUCUCCUUCCUGUGAGAAGGAAAUUUGUACACCGGUUUGUGUAAUCUGUUUGGCAGCUUUGGGAUCAGCACAGCCUGCAGUCAGUCAGGUGGAGCUCUCCUGUUUGCUGUUUAACUGCAUUAGCCGUGGCUAAACAAGGAACUGAGCAUCUGCUGCCUCGUCGAAGCACUGGUUUGUUGAAACGGAGGGUUGAGUGUCGAACAUUUCCUCUUUAGAUGUUGCUUUUGUUUUAUUGUUUGACGGCUCAGUUUGAAUAUGUGCUCUCUGGAAGAUGAAAAAUGUGAGUUUUCACGAGACUGAAGUAUCAUCAUUUGUUUUAAGACUGAAAGAUUUUCAGUUUUUGUGUGUUGUAGGCCCAGAAGAUUAUCACAUUACAUUAACCAUGGAUUUCCAUGCACAGCAGAUUUCCAGUGAAAGUUUUGAACACCCACUGUAUAUUCUUUCCCAUUGUAUAACUUGGCAUUUAAGGUAUAGUUCAGCAUGUUGGGAAAUAUGUUCUUUUUUAAGAGUUACAUGAGGAGAUCAAUAUAACUCUCACGUCUGUGUGUUAAUGGAGCUGGAGCCAAGAUGUGAUUAGCCGAGCUUAACGCACAGACUGGAAGCAAGGGGGCGACAGCUAGCCUGUAAACGUUAAAAAAUAACACCUCUGAAGCUCAUUAUUUAAGACGUUGUAUCUUGUUUGUUUAACCCCUCCAUAAACAAAUGGUUGGUUUGAGAGGGAUUUAUGUUCUUUAACUAUAAACUGUUGGAUCAACUUGUUUGUAAAAAUAGCACAGAACUCAAAAAAUACAUUUGUCAUUUUAAUUUUUUUGUUUGUGUGUGUAUUAAACAAACAAGAUGCAACGUGUUAAUCAGUAACUGUUUAAGCCCUGCUUCCAGGGCUAUGCUAAGCUAAUCACCUCCCGGCCCUGGCAUCCCACUUGAAGCACAGACAUGAAUAUCUGUCAUCUCAUCACCUAGGAAGAAAGCAAAUGAAUAUGCAUCAUAAUGUCCCACUGAGUGAACUGUAACAGCUGAUCAUUCUGCUGCAGUACACAACGUUACCUGUUCUUACACUAUAUCCUACAUAAAAGAAAAACUCAAGCAUUGGAAAUCUGCCUCAGGAACCUGUGUCUAGAAAAUAGUGUUUUUAAAAGUGAACUCUGGGUUUUAGCACUACACAUUGGCAUUAACACUUCACACUCAGCUCUAAUAUUUGUGAACCUUCUUGUCUGGUACGUGACUCUUCCAGAGAUCACAGCCUCAGUGCAAGCAGUGAUUGUAUUAAACGCACCAUAACAAUGGUAGCUUCUUAGUUUCACUUCAAAAUGUAUUUAACCAAGUUACUAAAUAUUGAGAACUACUGACAUGAUUUGUACAUAUUAUUAUUAUUAUUAUUAUUAUGUAACACCACUAUGAAUCUAAUAGAACAUGCUCUAGCACAGUGGUGGUGGUCUGUAAGCCAGUCUGUGGUUGGACAAGCAGGGGGACUCCAUGUUGUGUUCCUGAGACGUGACUAUACGGCACUGUAUGCAUUUUAAGCUCGAUUUGUUAAAUGUUCUUUGUUAACUCCCCGAUGUGACAGAAUCUGGUGUGUAGACGGGUUUCUCUGUGUUUCUGUUCUAAGAGAGAUGUUACACUUUGUUUCUCACAGAUUUGGGAGGAUUAUGUAUUUAUUUAUUUUAUGGGACGCUUCGUGUCAUGUCCAAUGCCAUUUUCUAUCUCCAACUUUUGUGUUCAAGAGGCAGAAGUCAGCAUGGUGGUUUUCUUUUUUUUUAAUAAAUGCCAUUUUUGAACAUCCUCUCUAUUGAAUGACUACACAUGCAUAUGCCUUGCUAGCUUGACUGGAUCAGAUAUCAGAUAUAUAUAUCAGGCAAUAUAGUCUCAGUCGUUUUACUUGACAGGAAAUAAGCUGAACUGAUAUCAUCUGCGUGGCCUAGUUAGUUUGUGCUGUUGUUGAGCAGCACUCAGGGUCUCAGGAGAAUCAGCUCAUUAUAGACAAAACAACAGUCAAAACAUCUCAUGUUAGAUCGAAGGAGGGUCUUUAAAGCAUGUACAGUGAUGGUUUUUAAUCAUCUUAAGUCUUUUGUGUUAAAUACCCCCCCCCCCUCCCCUUUCUAACUGAAGGCUGCUGUAUAAAUAAUGAUCACAAUAUAAUAAAACAUCUUUGUAUGAUAUAAAAUAAGUCCUCAUAGGAGAAAUCACGGCCUUAUAUCUAUAUUGUAUGUAUUUUUGCACACUUUAGUUAUUAAUUUAAUUUAAAAUUCAUUAAAUUUACAUUUCUGGCUGCACACAAGAACCCACUCAGACCAGUUCCUAUGGCAGCAAAACUGAGGUCAUCCUGUUUGCUUUGAUUAUCCUUCAGAUAUCUGUUCUAAUAAGUCUGUUCUUUGGGUUACUGGGUGUAGAUUGAUGACCAGAAAUGUAAUUUUUUAGGUAUUUUAAAUGUAAAUGUACAAAACAAUGAAGUGUGCAAAAACUAAAGAAGUCUGGAUACUUUACAAAGCCACUGUAAGUGUGCUAGAAGCAACUUAAAACAGAUCAGUUAGAUCAAUAUAAUAACGGACUGAUGUUUAAAAAAAUAAAGAACAACAUCAUCUCAUUUGUUUUAGAAAGCUAACCAGGCCACAACAGGCCCCUGGAUGCAUACAGUAGGUUGUUAACAAUUCAUAUUAAUAGUCAAUAUUUAUUUAGCACAGUUCACUGUUUUAUUUUACCCCAAAGAAAUCCCCUUGAAUUAGCUUUUUACCCCUGAAGGUUAUUCUUGUAAUGUUGGAAAAGAACUUAAAACAGUGUUUAUAUCAUUAUGGGAGACCAACGUCCUGACACAUUACUGCUUUUAUACAGCACUCAUUCAAAAACUAAAAUUAAUAAAUGUAUUAAACAUAUACACAUAUACAAAGUAAGAAAUACUGGUUCUCCUUGCGGUAGACUGAGAGGAGGAGCUGUGCUUUGUCUCCCUCUGCUGGCAGUAGUUAGUGCAUCAACAGCAGCAUGCAAAGUCCUGACACUGCCAACUCCUUUCUAAGACGAGAGAAGAUAAAGUAAGGAAACAGCAUCUCAUUUAUAGACAUAUUUGACACUAGCAACCCAUAACUUACCCUAUAGUGAGAAUAAUAAUAGAAUAUUAUAUAAAUAUAAGUAACUGGUAUUUAUUUUCUCUUCACCUUAUUUGGUGUACUUUAUAGGCUUAAUGAUGCAUUGACAGUCAGUACUGAGUUAUCAAUGACAUGAAAACACUCAAUUCUGCCACUAUUAAUGAUUAAAAAAUGAGCAGAAUUUUCCAUCUGUCAAUAGUGACAGUCGGACAAUCAUAGGCCACAUCUAUCAGACUGCAUGAGAAAUACGCAAAAAUGUAUAAUAUUCUACAUACAAACUACUAACACACAACACUAACACAUCUAAAACACAACAUACAAGCUGUUAUUAAAUUACAGAGGUAUUCUCCUCUAUAAAAUCACUUAUGCAAUCCUAUAUUAUAAAAGUACUAACCUGAGGCUGCUGCUUUAAAGACACCCGUCUGCUAGACACAACAUGCCCGACUGGCUUCAGCUCCCUCUUGCAGCACUCUGUGCCUUGGGCCAGAAGUUUCAUAUAAUAUCAGAUCAAACCUACAAUUUGUGCAUGAAAGAAGUCAUAGUCUUUCUAUGUAUUCAAGCAGCGAGCCAGAUGGCCACAAACAAACACACACACACACACACCAGCAGCGUGCCUCGCCUCCGUGUUAUGAAAACAGCAGCUCGGAUUAAUGCUUAAACUUGCCCUCUGUAGGUGCGUCUUCUUUAAGACAUACAGGGUAAUGUGCACUCCGUGUCCUAUCUGACCAUAUGGGACACACCCGCCUUGCCCUGAGGAUCAUGGGAAGUUGGAAGAAGAAGCUUUAGAUUGGAGCGAGUAGUUCAGACAAAGAUGAGCAUGAGGAGGUUUUUCCGAACUCACAGGGAUGAAGACUACAGUCAGAUCCAGUAUCUGACGGCCAAGUGCACCCGCCUGGCUCAUGACAAAGCAAUGCUUGACAAGGAGUUCCUGGUGUCCAGAGACAGGGAGAGGAAGCUGCAGAAUAAUCUGGAAGUUGCGUCCGUUCAGCUCCGCCACCAGGAGCAGCUGAACAUGGAGCUCAGGAUGGAACAGGACCAACUGAUCGGCAGGAUCCACCAGCAACAGGACCUGGUGGACUUGUUGCAGCAGCGUGUGGUCCUGCUGGCAGAGGAGAGCUACCGGGACGGGGAGCUGCUGCAGCAGGUCGGCUCAGAGCUGCUGUGUCUGCAGAGCUCCGAGCUGAAGCUGGAGGGCCUGGUGGAGGAGCUGCAUGCUGAGGCCCAUCGCAGAGCUAUGGUGGCAGAGAGCCUCCGGGCAGAGCUACGUGCUGAGGCCCGGCACAGAGCUGUGCUGACGGAGAGCCUGGAGGUAGAGCUCCACAGUAAGAUGAUGGAGCUGGAGGAGCAACAAGACACCAACAAAAUGCUGAUGCAGGAGCUGAAGGAUUUACGCUCUGCUCAUCAGAAGGAGGUGAGGGAGCUGCAGCAGGAGAACGAGGGGAGUCUGAGGAAACUGCAGGAGACAGCAGAGCAGUUUGAGUGGCUCUGUCAGCAGCAGCGCUACUGGAUGUGCUGUGUCAAGAGAUUCAAAGUCUGCCUGAUGGAGGAGAGAGAAGCUCUGCUGCGACAGGUCAGCAUGCUGGAGAAGAAACUGAAGAAGAGUUUACACAAUGACAGUCCCCCAAAGAGCGUCCUCUGUCCCCUCCAGGACACUCAGUGCUGUGACAGUAUAACAUCGUGGGAUGCAGAUGCAGAGGCUGACCUCAAGUCUCAGGUGGAGAAGUCAAACACGCUGUACGAGGAGCUUUUUAACCAGGCAGGGAGUCCUAUCAACGGAUACCAAAAACCUCCUUGAGGACAGAAGCCUGGAGCCAGGACUCGUCUUCUUUUUCUCUUCCCACCUUCUGCAAACCAGAGGAUAACUACUAGAUGUUUGUGUAUGUGUGGUUGGCUUUGUGGAAUACUUCCCAGUCAUUGUCAAAAAAGAAAGAAAACUUGGGAAAACAUACCUGUGAAAGCAUACAUUCAUUGUUUUUCUUCCACUAUUGUUCACCUGUCUUAAAAAGAAUCUGCUGUCACAAUAUAUGACUGAAUUAAACACUGUAAGUCUGCUCCUGUCCUCCUUUUGCUGUGACACGUGCGCAUCACAUGUGUUCCUAAAGUCAAAUUUUCCUGUAAUUGUCCGUUAUUCAGACCUUGUAAUCAACACCACUAACAAGAGCAAAAGCACCUGAGAAUGCUCUCUUUUGUUGUUUUGCCAAUGAAUCCUCACAGGGGAAGCAGCAGCUGGCGUGCAGAGCAAACAACAAACGUGUUGUUUAGACCAAAAUGAAGCCCUACUGAUUGUUCCCCCAUUGAGGAUCUGGUACAUCUCGGCCCUCAUGAUCAGAUCUCUUCACUUAUCACUCGGCUUUCACUUGUCAGCAAGAAUCUAAAAAGCAUGUGAGGCUCCAUCGCUGUGAACCAUAUGAUGCACACAUGGUGUAAAGGCAACAACAGUUUACAGACAAAGCAAAUGUUUAGGGAAAGCAUAGAUGUUGCACGACAUAUGAGCUGCUUAAUCAAUACACCGUGACUGCACAUGUUUGGGUGUUGUUGCAUCCAACAGUGAGUUAAAUUCACUGGUUCUUGAGGAAGUGACAAUUAAAUGUUGGACUCACUAAAUGCAUUAAACAAAAUCGCCAUGUUGCAUCAUAGAGCUUUGUCAGACAUCUAACUAUAAAGCAAGAACCGAGAACCGUUAAUCCGUUCAACUUCUCGGGUGCCGGUCUUUUUCUGAGGACGGAAGGGGGAAUAGUGUCGAGUCUAAAGUUAAACAGAUGAGUGGUUCUCGACAACGCUGCAAGCAAUCAGGCUGUUCC
This is a messenger RNA of Morone saxatilis (striped sea-bass), 7324 nucleotides long. It is a transcript of the gene leprotl1, whose product is annotated as leptin receptor overlapping transcript like 1. Gene Ontology annotation, cellular component: endosome. The transcript has 8 exons. Gene Ontology annotation, biological process: negative regulation of growth hormone receptor signaling pathway; late endosome to vacuole transport via multivesicular body sorting pathway. Bases 5335 to 6318 code for a protein of 327 amino acids. NCBI's taxonomy places the organism in Eukaryota, Metazoa, Chordata, Actinopteri, Moronidae. The record is from RefSeq and is a predicted model, not a curated record.